Messenger RNA from Paramecium pentaurelia, 2013 nucleotides. The record is from the annotation of a GenBank genome assembly. Lineage: Eukaryota; Ciliophora; Oligohymenophorea; Peniculida; Parameciidae.
GUAAAUGGAUAACUAAGAAGCAUAAUUUUAAUUUAGCUCAAAUGAAACAUUUGAAACUAAAACUUAAGAACCAUAAAUAUAAUAGGAUAACAUAGAAUAAUAGUAUUAUCAAAAAUAAUAUUUAGAUUUUAAUACAAUGAUUUAAAAAUGUCAUAGAAAGUGGGAGGAGGCAUUAAUCAUCUAAAAAUAACUAAAGAAUCUAAAUCUAUGAAAACAAAUUCUUUAUCAAAUUCACAAAGAGCUGAAUUAGCUGAUUAAAAAAGAGCAUAAUUAUAAAGUGCUAAUUAAAAAAAACAAUAAGUUCCUGUACAACAAUAAGUUCCUAUACAACAAUAACAACCAAUCAAAUAAUAAUAAUAAUAAUUUUAAUAACAAAUACCAGCAAAUUAAUAAUAACCUUAGAAAAAUAAUAUUAAUAAAGUUUAAAAUAGAUAAUAAAAUUAAGAUUAAGGCAUAUUUGGUACAGUCAAGAACUAUUUUACUAAUCUAUUGGGAAGUGAUCCAAAACAUUAAUUUGUUUAUCAACCCACAAAUGUUUAUAAUGAUGAUGAUGAUAUUUUAUAUUAAUAUCAUAAAUAAAAUGGAUAGUAAAUGGAUAUUGAAAAUAUGGUUGAAUUAAGAGUUUAAUCAUAAUAUGAUUAUUGUAAACUUAAAAAAUAAGAAAAAUAAAUAUUACCAGCUAUGGUAAGUAUUAUUACAAAAGAUAUUGAAUAAUAUGCCAAAAACAACUCUUCAAUAGAGGCAGGUAUUGAUUUAUUAUGUGUUAUUGAUAAAAGUGGAAGUAUGAGUGGAUAAAAAAUUAUGAGUGUUUAAUAAUCUCUUGUAUAAUUGUUAGAUUUUCUUAGUGAAAAGGAUAGAUUAUGUCUUAUAGUUUUUGAUGGAAGAGCUUAAAGACAUACCUCUUUAAGGACUUUAACUUAAGACAAUAAGAAAUAUUUUAAAAAUGCUAUAGCUGCCAUAUAAGCUGGAGGAUCAACAAAUAUAGCAGCAGGAACUGAGAUUGCAUUUAAGUAAAUAGAAGAAAGAAAAAUGAAAAAUUAAGUCACUUCUAUAUUUUUAUUGUCAGAUGGUUAAGAUUCUGGAGCAGCUCAGCGUAUUUAAUAAUAGAAGGAUAAAAUUGAAGAUGUAGUUACAAUCCAUUCAUUUGGAUAUGGAAGUGAUCAUGAUGCUGCUUUAAUGUCAAGUAUUUGCAAAGUAGGAUAAGGAAGUUUUUAUUAUAUUGAAAAUGUGAAAUUAUUAGAUGAAUUCUUUGCAGAUGCUUUAGGUCGAUUAUCUUCAGCUUUAGCAGAAAAAGUUUAAAUUGAUAUUAAAUGUGCACCAUAAAUACCUUAUUAAGAUAUAAAAAUAUAAAAAACUUAUGGUGAUAUGUGGAAACCAAUAGAUUAAGAAAGAUUUUAUUAAAUAAAAGUUCCAUAAAUUGCAUCAGAUUCAAGAAAAGAUUAUGUUUUUGAAAUUGCACUUCCACCUUUUACUGAAUAAAUUCUAGAUGAAUAAAGAGUUCCUUAAGUAAUUUAGGUUUAUUUGUAAUUCUGUAAUACAUUUUCAAAAUAAAUUUACUAAAAAGUUUCAGUUUUAUAACUUAAACUUUAUAAUGAAGAUGAAUAAAUUGGAGAGAAUGAUCCUAAUGAAGAUGUCACAAGAGAAUUCUUACGUGUUUAAGCAACAGAUGCUAUAGAUUAAGCAAGGAAGAGAUGUGAAUUAUCAAAGAAUGAAGAAGCAGAAGAAAUGUUAGAAAAAAUGAAAUAAAAUAUUCUAACUGAUUAAAAAUUGGCAAAAGUUUCUGCUUAGGCUAUUAUAGAUAUUGAUUAAGCUAAAAAUGCUAGUAAGAGAAACAAUUAUGCUAAUUUUGGAAUGAAAUAAAUGUAUUAAAUGUCAGUAAAUAAUUACUAAUAAGAAGGAUUGAAUGCUUAAUUUGAUUAAAAAGGAGCACAAAUACAAUAAAUAGAAUAAGGAAUGUUUUAAAAUAAGAGACAACUUAAAAUGGUAUAAGAAGUUUAGAAAAGAAAAUCUUGA